Molecule: messenger RNA, 2586 nt
Organism: Histoplasma mississippiense
Lineage: Eukaryota; Fungi; Ascomycota; Eurotiomycetes; Onygenales; Ajellomycetaceae
Exons: 5
Coding region: 1-2586 (861 amino acids)
Source: RefSeq, a predicted model, not a curated record
AUGUCACCUCCCAAAACAAACAGGCCAUCAAAGGCAGCUCUGUCCAGAAUUUUCCGAGGAUUUCAAUCUGAAGCAGAACCUCAUGUUAUGAAAAUUAUCUGGACAAGUGGGAAUAGCCAAACGAACGGCGUGAGCGAGCUUCACAAAGUGAAUCAGAAAGUAGAAGCAUGGAAUAAAGAGCAUAACAUUUGGGCUGCAGAUGGUACCUUUGAUAUUGACGACUUUAUAUCCAUCAAUCGUGCGAUUGAGUUGGCGAUUAAAGAAAAUGAUCCUAAGGCAUUUGACAUUGCUAAGACACGCAUGGACAAUAUUAUUGAGCUGCGCAAAUACCCAAGACGAUGGCAACUUCGAAAGAAGGACUUCUUGAAAGCCGCUAAGGUCUAUGACUCGGAGAAGGAAUACUUCUAUACCCCCCUAAGCCAUGACGGCGCUUCAACACAUACUCGUGGGAAAUCAAGGCCCAAAGGCGACAAGAGGCCUGGUACUCCAACACCCAUCAGCAAAACAAAAGGAAAACAGAAAGUGAUAGGCAGCUAUCAAAGUGAGGAAGAGCCGAGUAGUGAUGAUGAGCUUGCCGCUUCAACACCCCCCAGCAAAAUAAAAAGCAGACAGGAAGUGAAAGGCAAAGAGAAAAGCAAAAAUCCACAAGGCGAUGGCGAGCGAAGUAGUGGUGAUGACCUUAGCACUCCGACACACAGCAAAACAAAAAGCAGGCAGGAAGUGAAAGGCAAAGAGAAACGAACAAAUCCGCAAAGUGACGAAGAGAGAAGUAGUGAUGAUGAGCGGGGAGACGGCAAUCAUACUGAUAACGAGCGCACCGGCGAUGAACAUUCCGACGACGAGAGUACUCAGAACGAGAGUAUUGACAAUGAGGGUUCUGACGAUGAGAGGUCUGACAGCGAGAGGUCUGACAGCGAGAGAUCUGACAGCGAGAGGUCUGACGACGAGAGAUCUAACAGCGAGAGGUCUGACGACGAGAGAUCUGACAGCGAGAGGUCUGACGACAAGAGUUCGAAUCAAGAGAGUCCCGAUGACGAAGGAAGCAACGACCUGGCCACCCUACGAAGAAGAACAGGGAAAGCAUUUGGCAUCUCCCUCGAUACAGGUGAGCCCGUAGCCUGGUACGGCCAGGGGGCCAAGGGUGUUAGACUUCUCGUCAAUCUUACCGCCCCAAAUGGGGCUAGAACUGGAAGAAUUGUUAGCGGGAGAGGCUAUAACUUCGAUAAAAAAGCUUUGCCUCACAUUCCCACAGCCUCUAAGUUGCGUGAGAGAGACGGUGACACCCAAGUGCCAAUGACCAGAGCUACUCAACACACCCGAGGAAGCCUGCGCUACGGGGAAGAUGACAUCAAAAAAGUGGGCCUUGUAUAUUGGCCAGUGGAGACCGAGUGGGAACACGAUCCCACGGCUCCUUUACGACCAGUUAAAAAGGCCUGGUUUGUUCAUACAGUGAUGGCUGUAAUGUUCAGAGUGAACAAUGGGGAACGGGCUCAGAAAGGUGAAGGGAAAAAGAGCAAGAGAACAGAGGAGGACGAGGAAGACGAAGAAGAAGGUGAGGAGGAGGAAGAGGAAGAGGAGGACCGCCGUCGCAGUAAGAGCAAGAGCACAGGCCGCCGGAGCAAGAGCCGCCAAGUUGGGGAGGAAGAGGAAGAGGAGGACCGCCGUCGCAGUAAGAGCAGGAGCACAGACCGCCGGAGCAAGAGCCGCCAAGUUGGGGAGGAAGAGGAGGAAGAGGAAGAGGAGGACCGCCGUCGCAGUAAGAGCAGGAGCAAGAGCAAGAGCCGUCGGGACGAGGAGGAGGGCCAAGACCACCAUCGCGGCAAGAGGAAGAGUAAAGAUAGGGAUCAUCGGAGCAGGAGCCGGCAAAUUGAAGAGGAAGAGCAACAGAGGCAGCGCCGUGGUAGCAAGAAGAGUAAGAGCCGUCGAGAGGAGGAAGAUCAACACCGCCGUCGGGGCAAGAGCAAGAGUCAGAGUCGCUCGGUAUCGUUUACACCCUCUGUUUUCAGCGGUUCGGACACAGCAUCGACCGCUCCAAGCUCACGUUUGCGGCACAUAGGACAAGAGUUCCGGGCGUCCAUCCUCUGCGCAAUCAAGCCCUUUGACUGGAACAAAGUCCAAGACCACGUGGAAGAGCUUGGAGGAGCAGACAAGGACGUCGUCAAGGCCAUUAACAAUCGCGAUAUGGCCAGGGGACAAUUGGACACGGUGCUCCAGAAUCAAGAGGGCACCCUCGCCAGCAUCACACAGGUGUUGGAAAGGCUUCUGUCCGCAAACGAUAUCCAACAUAGAGUUAAGAAUCUCAUCUAUGACGCGGUCGAUAGGCGUGAAGGAGUUCUACGAGAGGAACGACGACGACAGAGAAAUGAGGAGGAAAACAAUGACCACACCGCUAGCGAAGAUAAUGUCAAUGUGGACGACGGUGGAGCUAUCGAGGACGAUAUUGACGAGGAUGCCGCUAUUGAGGACAAUGUUGGCGAGGAUGCAGCUAACGAUGACAACAUUGACGAGACGAAUGUUGAGGAACCGAUGAACGACGCCAUUCCCGCCUUCACGCCUAUGAGCUUCGUAUACGACGACACCUUCUAG